Messenger RNA from Seriola aureovittata, 1203 nucleotides. RefSeq names its product glycoprotein hormone subunit alpha 2 (gene gpha2). The transcript is spliced from 2 exons. Lineage: Eukaryota; Metazoa; Chordata; Actinopteri; Carangiformes; Carangidae. Gene Ontology annotation, molecular function: hormone receptor binding; hormone activity. The coding region runs from base 315 to 821 and encodes 168 amino acids. The record is from RefSeq and is a predicted model, not a curated record. Gene Ontology annotation, biological process: cell surface receptor signaling pathway. Gene Ontology annotation, cellular component: extracellular region.
UUGAGAAGGUAAAGACGGUAUUGUUUUUAUUCACAUUCGCUCUUACUCAACUGAGUGAAACACAGGCAGACCUGCAGGAUGGGAAAUCACCUUGCGUGGAUAAAGGAAGGGGCUCUGGGCAACACAGCAGCAGGUGAUCACCCCAGGUUGAGACUUGAGUUUGGAUCUACAACCUUGAACCAUUCAUCACAGGCUGUAUAUGUCCAUGAACGUAUGACAGCAGUUAAACCGAAAAUGAUUUUCAUUUUUUUCAAAGACUAACGAGGCGUUUGGUUUGUGUUUUUCUGUUUAGACCCCUCCAGGCUGCCGUCCAGAUGUCGCUGCACAUGACCUCGCACCUCUGUCUGCUGGUCCUACCAGUGAUGUCGCUGCUGCUGCUCCUCUCUCCAAUUGGUUGGAGCUACGAAGGCCUCACCCCUGGCUGUCACCUUUACCCCUUCAACGUGACCAUCCGCAGUGACCGCCGCAGCACAUGUAAAGGCACCCAUCUGGUCUACGCCUGCGUGGGCUACUGCGAGUCCAGCGCCUUCCCGUCCAGAUACUCCGUCCUGGUGGCCUCCAACUUCACCCACAACAUCACCUCAGCCUCACAAUGCUGCACCAUCAGCAAGGACGCCAAGGUGAGGAGCGGAGGGAGGCCACUGCAACAUGAACUACAGCAUUCAGUUUCUAUUUUUGUUUUUGUUCACCUUGGCGUGCGUCUUGUCUCCCCUCAGGUCAAAGUUCGCCUGGACUGCCCUCGUGGCCGUCACCAUGACGAAAUCGAGAUCCUGACGGCAAAGGCGUGUCGCUGCGACAUGUGCCGCAAGUCCCGCUACUGACACAUCAGCACAGUAAAGCUGUGUGGCAACUGUUGACCGGGAUAAGAACCAAACUACAGUUUAAAUUACAGAAAUACAAGAGUUUCAUUGAUGCACCAGUAACUAUCUACUUUUUCUAUCUGCAGUUUGUCGACCUGUUUUGAAUUUUGAGGAAAAAUUCACUUGAACUUAUCUGAUUGAAAACAAAUUGGCCUUCCCACCAUGCUCCUGUCAAAACCAGGGUGUCCUUCAUUUGUUUUCUUUAAGAAUGAAAAUAAGCUUUAGAAAAAAUGAUGGAAAGAUAGAAACAUCUCUGCAGGAUGACUUAAAUAAUGUGACUGAAAUUUUCUACUAAAAGCAAGUGAACUUCCUUCAGACAGAGUGAAAUUAGCUCUGGACCCGA